Rhineura floridana is the source of this 4064-nucleotide messenger RNA. It is a transcript of the gene NTF4, whose product is annotated as neurotrophin 4. Lineage: Eukaryota; Metazoa; Chordata; Lepidosauria; Squamata; Rhineuridae. Gene Ontology annotation, biological process: negative regulation of neuron apoptotic process; positive regulation of peptidyl-serine phosphorylation; cell surface receptor protein tyrosine kinase signaling pathway. Gene Ontology annotation, molecular function: nerve growth factor receptor binding; growth factor activity. The record is from RefSeq and is a predicted model, not a curated record. The transcript has 3 exons. The coding region runs from base 802 to 1416 and encodes 204 amino acids.
UCAAAGUCAAACCGAUCUCUAUUCUUCUCUUUUCCUUUCCUUCUCCGGCACCUCCAAACCAGUUCCUCCGGUCCUUCUCCACCUGGAUCUUUUCCUCCUCUCCGCGCCGUCCCGUCCCCCUUCUUCCCUCUCUCAGGCCCACCCCCCCUUUCUCUUGGGGGAGCAGAGGAGUCUCUCUGUCGCCCCCUCCCCUCCCCUCGCCGUCUCCACCAGCAGCCUUUGCGCUCGCUUGAACAGCAAAGCCGGGAAUGGGAUCCCGAGCGCCAGCGAGUCCCCUCUUGCGUGUGGAAACCUGAAGGCGCCCGCACGGCUGAAGGGGGCUUUCCUCAGCCCCAUGCGAAGGGGCAGGAGGACGAUGGCCCCGGGCACAGCGAGGGCACCCGAAAGAUGCUGUGAGUGACAUCAAGCCGUCAACCAAAUCAACAUCCCUGGACAUCUUCCUGUCCCUUGAGCCAGAGCUCUUUCUCAACCUUAAGACGAAACACUUACUUGUGGGAAAAGGUACCUUCUCCUUGCUCAUCCCAUGGAGAAGCGAAGAUGCAGCAUGAGAUUUGCAGAUAUCCUGAGGAGCCCAGACUUUCAGGCACAUGACCUGCAAGGAGCUAUCAGCACCCCUUAAGGACAGGGCAGCAGAAAGCAGCCCCUGUAAAGAUAAAGGAUCCCCACUCUUCCCAGGUUGGCUUGCAUCAGGGACUAUCCAAGCAAGACCCCAACCUGGAAGGUCAUGAUUAAAACCCAGGAUCUGCUUGGCUGUGCUUGAAGGAAACAUUGAACCCACAGGUCCCCGCCGUGCAGGGAGUGAUGCUUGUUCUGUUCCAUGCCAUGGUCACCCCAUUGCUCUGUGUCAUCCGUGCCGCCCCCCUUCCUAGUGCCAGUGCCCAAACCAACACCACUGAUGUCUUCUGGGCCGAGACCCCCCUGAGAGACUGGGAUCUCUUCUCUCCACGGGUCACCCUUUCCAGCCAUGAGCCUGCAGAACCCCCCUUGCUUUUCCUAAUGGAGGACUCCAGCACCCAGCCAGUGCAGGCUGCGAACAUAACUCUCAAGUCCAAGCGGUCACUGGAUGGAUCUAUCCGCCGAGGAGAGAUGUCGGUGUGCGAUAGCGUCAACAUCUGGGUGACGGACAAGCGCACAGCCGUAGACAUCCGUGCCAAAACUGUGACAGUGCUCUCUGAGGUCCAGACGCUCACUGGCCCACUGAAGCAAUAUUUCUUUGAGACUAAGUGUAACCCAGCUGGGGGCACGGUGGGUGGCUGCCGGGGCGUAGACCGCCGCCACUGGAUCUCUGAGUGUAAGGCUAAACAGUCGUAUGUGAGGGCCCUCACUAUGGAUUCCGACAAGAUUGUAGCCUGGCGUUGGAUCCGGAUUGACACCUCCUGUGUCUGCACCCUGCUCACUCGCACCGGCCGGACGUAGGGAGGAAGAGGGGUGUGGUCCAUGUUUGUUGCUUUGGCUAUCCAAGACCUGCCCAGCCCACCUCCAUGGCACAGGAUAUACUCAGCCGUGGGGUGAUGUGAACCUUAGGCCCAAUAUGGCCUCUCUUUGGCCAAGGGGCGUGUGCAGUGUUUCCACUGGACAGAGAGAAGGGUAUGUGUGGUCUCUGCUGAUUGACAGGCACCUGGCUGCCAUGUCUAGCCCCACUUGUGCUCCAGCCAAGCCAGGGCUCCAAAUCAACAAAGCACAUAGCCAUGUCUACAAGCGGUGGCCAUUUGCUGACUGGGACAGACGAUAUUGCUGCACCUCCUUCACAGGGCAGAGAAGUGAACUUUAAGCACUGCUGGGAGGUCGUCAGGCAGCCUUUGGGGACUGGAGGACAGAAAUCUCCAUGCUGAAUGGGACAUGAAGGGGUCCCUAGUGGUCCAAAGUGAUUACCAGCCACAUUAUCAGGGCACUGGAGUCUUGGGGCUCCUGCUUUUGAGUCACUUGAGUCUGGCCUUCGCUGCCUGCACACAUCCCCCCAAAAGCCUUCUAUCUGCAGCCCUGCAAUGCCCGAUGGACCCCAGUGCUCCUCCCUCCGCGCAGUCAUCUCUAUCAAGGUUUUUCAGACCCUGGGGGAACCCUCUCCAUCUCAGCUGAUUUACCAAGGAUUCCCUGCGUGCAAGAAAAAAUGCCCCUAACCCAUGUUGUAGGGCGCAUUGCCUGUACAUGUGCGGCCACCAGCCCCAUCUGCUAGGCCUCACCACUGCUUUGUGCACACCAAAUGUGCAGCCUCACAUGCACCCUACUUUCUCUUUCAGCUGCCCAUUGGGGAGGGAAUUCCAUCAUUGCCAGAGGCUUGUCUGCCAUUUCUGAUAGAUUCAUUGAGGAGCCUCGGAUGAGCUUCUGAGGGAUACCUAGAGUUCUUUUGGAACACAGUUUUGGGGGGGAAACCUGGUGUGCUAGGUAUAAAUUUACUUCUGGAAUCCCCCCUCCUCUCCUCCCAUUCUUUUUCCUCUCUUCAUAUUUAUUACCUCCCUUCCCUCCAGCUAGAAUCUGUGUCUGACCUGAUCCUGUCAUUUUAAUUAUUAACUUAUUUAUGUACACUGCUCUUUGUGGGGGAUAAUUUCUAGGAAAGUGUGUGUGUAUGUGUGUGUGUGUUGUGUGUGUAGGCGACUGGGGUGGAUUAAAAAACAAAAGACAUGUCUGCUACUUGAUUUCCUGUGUCCUCAAUGUCUUACUUUCGGGCGGGGGGGGAGCAGCCUGUGGAAAGCAAGACUCAUGGAGAGAAAAAGUAGAUUGAAACCAUCGCUCACACUCCCAGCCUUCCUAGUACCUCUUCCAGGCUGCAUACACACCAUACAUUUAAAGCACAUUACUUCCCCCAAAGAACUCUGGGAAUUGUAGUUUGUUAAGGGUGAUGGGAAUUGUAGCUCUGUGAGUUAACUACAGUUCCCAGGAUACUUUGGGGGAAGUCAUGUGCUGUAAUUACAUGGUGUAUAUGCAACCUCACUCUCAACAAACUGCACUUUUUACCACACACACACUUUUGCAAACCAGAAAAACUCUUGUGGGCACCACAUACAUGCUGCACCUUUCCCCUCCCCAGCUGUAAGCCUUCUGAAAUGCUCCAUGCUGUGAUUAGGCUUGAAAAAAUCCUUCUCUGGGUUAAAGAUUACUUUCUAGCUUAAUUUCAGCUGGAGGGGGAGAAAUGGGGGGCAUGGGAAGGACUCUGCAGGUCCAUGUGUACUUGCUGGUGCCAGAUUAACGAUGCACGCAUAGGAUGUCAGUUGGUUAUGCUGCAUGAGCAAAUUGGUUCUACAGAGCAACAAGAGAAAUGCUAUUGAAAUAAUGGAACAUUUGCUGCUGUAAGGGAAUGGGUGACCUACUGCUUUUAAGGGGUUACAACAGCGCAAGGAUGAGAAUCUGUGGCCCUCCAGAUGUUGGACUGCAACUCCCAUCAUCUCUGACCACUGGCCAUGCUGGCUGGGAGUCCAACCACUGGCUAGGGCUGGUGGAGUAUGUUGUCCAACAACAUAUGAAGCACCACAGGUUCCUCAUUCUUGCAACAAUAGAUAUGCAUACCCCUGCAUAAAUGGACAUGCUUAUAUGUUUUACUGACUUGCUGAUUUAUUUCGUGUGUGUGUGUGUAAAAUGAUUCAAGCAUGGGGCAGUAGGAGAAUGCAUUAUCACUGGAGCCAUUAGGAGCACUAUCUUUCUCCUUUUCAACCACUACAUGAGUACUGUUGAUAUCCAUACAUUCUUUACCAUUUAUUUAUUUUAAAAAAAUAUAUACCUCUCUCAGCAUGAUAGUUGCUGUGGACAGGCAAAGUGUGCUCCUCAUCUAAGGAAGGACUGUUGCUCUGUGGUAAUGCAUCUGCCUUGCAUACAGAAGGCCCCACGUACAAUCCCUGGCAUCUCCAGGUAGGGUUGGGAGAGAGCCCUGUCUGAAAUCACUGGAGAGCUGCCGCCAAUCAGCGUAGACAAUACUGAGCUGGAUGGACCAAAGUUCCGAUUCAGUAUAAGGUAACUUCCUAUGUCCCUAUCCCCAGCACUAUCAUGGGCAGUAUCCAAUACAGGGGCAGCUAACCUAUGGCCCUCCAGAUGUUGGACUACAGCCAUAAUUCCUGACCAUUGGCCAUGCUGGC